Messenger RNA from Eptesicus fuscus (big brown bat), 1107 nucleotides. It is a transcript of the gene CDK5R2, whose product is annotated as cyclin dependent kinase 5 regulatory subunit 2. The record is from RefSeq and is a predicted model, not a curated record. Bases 1 to 1107 code for a protein of 368 amino acids. NCBI's taxonomy places the organism in Eukaryota, Metazoa, Chordata, Mammalia, Chiroptera, Vespertilionidae. Gene Ontology annotation, biological process: positive regulation of cyclin-dependent protein serine/threonine kinase activity; brain development; activation of protein kinase activity. The transcript has a single exon. Gene Ontology annotation, molecular function: cyclin-dependent protein serine/threonine kinase activator activity; protein kinase binding. Gene Ontology annotation, cellular component: protein kinase 5 complex; cytoplasm.
AUGGGCACGGUGCUGUCUCUUUCCCCAGCCUCCUCGGCCAAGGGCCGGAGGCCCGGCGGGCUGCCCGAGGAGAAGAAGAAGGCACCGCCCGCGGGGGACGAGGCGCUGGGGGGCUACGGAGCGCCGCCAGCAGGCAAAGGCGGCAAAGGCGAGAGCCGGCUCAAACGGCCAUCCGUGCUCAUUUCGGCGCUCACCUGGAAGCGCCUGGUGGCCGCAUCUGCCAAGAAGAAGAAAGGCAGCAAGAAGGUGACGCCCAAGCCAGCGUCCACUGGCGCGGACCCUUUGGUCCAGCAACGCAACCGCGAGAACCUACUCCGCAAGGGCCGGGAUCCCCCAGACGGCGGCGGCGCCACCAAGCCCCUGGCCGUGCCUGUGCCCACAGUGCCCGCGGCCGCCGCCACCUGCGAGCCGCCGUCGGGGGGCAGUGGGGCCGCACCGCCGCCAGGCUCGGGCGGGGGAAAGCCGCCGCCGCCACCCCCAGCCCCUCAGGCGGCGCCACCGGUGCCUGGCGGCUCGCCACGGCGGGUCAUCGUGCAGGCGUCAACGGGCGAGCUGCUGCGCUGCCUGGGCGACUUCGUGUGCCGACGCUGCUACCGCCUCAAGGAGCUGAGCCCCGGCGAGCUGGUGGGCUGGUUCCGCGGAGUGGACCGCUCGCUGUUGCUGCAGGGCUGGCAAGACCAGGCCUUCAUUACGCCUGCCAACCUGGUGUUCGUGUACCUGCUGUGCCGCGAGUCGCUGCGCGGGGAUGAGUUGGCGUCCGCCGCCGAGCUGCAGGCCGCCUUCCUCACUUGCCUCUACCUCGCCUACUCCUACAUGGGCAACGAGAUCUCCUAUCCGCUCAAGCCCUUUCUCGUGGAGCCCGACAAGGAGCGCUUCUGGCAACGCUGCCUGCGCCUCAUCCAGCGGCUCAGCCCGCAGAUGCUGCGGCUCAACGCCGACCCCCACUUCUUCACGCAAGUCUUUCAAGACCUCAAGAACGAGGGCGAGGCCGCCGCCGGCGCCGGGGGUCCACCCGGUGGGGGAGCGCCCGCGACCCCCGUCUCCUCGGCCGCCAGGGACAGCUGCGCGACCGGAGCCAAGCACUGGACUAUGAACCUGGACCGCUAG